GUUCUUUCAGGACGACGACGAGGGCCGGUUUUUGUCUGCAAUCUCUUCACUCAAACAUAUUUGUGGCUCUCCCAGUGAACGUGACGAACGGUCCGCACGACAUGUCGGACAGAGAAGUGCAGCAGUUGGUGGAGAUGGGCGCGACGACAGCGCAGGCGCGCGCCGCGUUACGGCGGUAUAAAGAUGUCAUGGAGGCCGCCGAGAAGUUCUUCGAAGGCGAGUUCGCGGAUGUGAAGGACGAGGAUGGAGACAGCCCCAUGGCCGCGACCUCCUCGUCGAAGGCUUCCAAACGCCUCGCAACACCAGAACCAGAGGAUGGCGAGGAUGAGGAGGAAGAUGAAGACGGCGAUGGCGAGGCGGAAGAUGAUGACGAAUACUUCGAUUACGACUCCGAUUUUGGAGACGGGCCUACGAAUAAUGGUGGCGCACAAGCUGACCCCUACGCCGGCAUCUUCUUCUCCAAGGAUCGCCGCGAGGAGGUCAUCGAGGUCGAGGAGGAGCCAGAGGAGGUCACCCUCUCCGAUGGACGGAAGGCGAAGCUCAUGACCCAAGGCCAAUGGAUGAAGGGUUGCUCCGAGGGAUCCGAACAAAGCUUCCUCUUCCAACUCUACACCCAACUCAGCGAAGGCGCAUGUCCCUGCCCGAAUGCAGGCUGCACCUACAGCAUCCAACGUCACAAGCGCGACUUCUUCACGAUAUAUCCCUCCUUCUCGCAGUACAUUGAUCACCUGCGGGGAAUCCUUCAAAGGAGGUGUCCCAACUGUCAGACAGAGUUCUGCUUUGCUUGCGGCGAGCAUCUAUCUGCAGACAAGGUCAAACGCCCCUCUAUGGCUCAGGACGAUAACCCCCUAUUUCACUGCUCUAAUCUGCAGGGUGUCCUCCUUGGUGUCGGUCUUUCUAUGCUGGAGCAGAUGUUCGUGGAGCAGCGCGAGCAGGGGCCUAGCAGAAACGCUGAGCGGACAGCGAAACGACGAAAGACGCAAACGCCGACUCUGCCGUCUGGAGACGAAGAUGACGAUACUUACUACACGGGCGUUCCUACGAAGCAGAAGGGUGGCAUUGGCUACGCAGGUGAUCAGAAGGAGGACCAUUCUGGUCAACAAGAAGCCAUGGCUCUGCAGCAGGCAAAAGACAGAACGAUCGCUGCGCUCCUGACUCAGAUACGCGAGUAUCUUCCAUCCCUGCGCCGACCUGGCGGCAGUCGAACCAGCGAUUAUCUUGUCCACCCGACGGCACUUGCGCACCUACGUCGACGAUUCAACUAUGUUUGCAGUACCCUCUUAAGAAACGACUCGCUUGCCGAUAUGUCUGAGCGUUCUACUCUGUACUUUGAGCUGUUGGAAUGGUUGGAGACCAUAUCGAACCACGAAGCGUUGGCUAGCAUGAUGGGGAUGCCUAUCAUGGUCCCGCAGUCCGUAAAGACAACCACAACGCGAAAGUCUUCCGCUGGCCCUCCGGUUCGUGAGCGCACCAUCGUCUACGAAGGCAGCGCGGGACCGCGUGAGCUUCUCGAAUCAAUCGCCAUUCAAGCUCGGGCUGCGCUCAAGGGUCUCGAGGGCAUGAAGGCUCAGGAGCCCGCCGAUGUCGAGCUCACUGAAGAGCAGAAGCGGAUGACAAACGAGAACAAGGGCAAGUCCCGCGAGGAGCCGCGUGCGAUGAACGAGGAGAACGAGCGGCUGCUCAGCUUCUGUACGCGCAUCGUCGCCACUGCGCAAGCGAUUGACCGCUCGCUGCGCGAGACGAAGGGCGAUGCGUUCGUGAAGCGGCUGCACGACUCGCUGCCAAAGGUCAACACCACGAGCGCGGGCGCAGAGGCAUAUGCGGUGCAGGCAGGCGACACGGAGGAGGAUGCGAUGAAGGCGUACGUGGACUGGGCUACGCAGGUGCGGUUCGAGUACUGCGACUUGACGGUACCGGAUCUGGACACGGAGGAUGGGACGCCGCACUACAAGUUCUACUAUAAUAACGAGGCGCGGAUGCUUGCGACGUCGGAUAUCCCGAAGCGGUCACUUGCAAUUGCGAAGGAGCUUGCUACGCUCACUACCAAUCUACCUGUGGCAUGGCAUUCGUCUAUCUUCCUGCGCGUUGAUGAGACCCGAGUGGAUGUCAUCAAGGCGCUGAUCACAGGCCCCGAAGGCACUCCGUACUACAACGGAUGCUACUGCUUUGACAUCUUCUUGGGCGCGACGUACAAUCAGUCACCACCCAGUGUCAAGUACAUGACGACUGGCGGUGGUCAGUAUCGGUUCAAUCCCAAUCUCUACGCCGAUGGCAAGGUCUGCUUGUCACUGCUCGGGACGUGGUCAGGACCAGGCUGGGUCGCUGGCAAGUCGACGUUAUUGCAGGUUCUCAUCUCCAUCCAAUCCAUGAUCUUAUGUGAUGAGCCGUACUUGAACGAACCCGCAUGGGCGAACUCGCAGGGGUCUGCGGCGUCCAUAGCCUACACUAAGAAUUGCCGUCGAAUGAACGUCAGGAUCGCUAUGCUCGAGAACCUGAAGAACCCGCCCGAGCCCUUCGCCGACAUCAUACAGACGCAUUUCCGUUUGAAGGCGCGCUCCAUCACGGCGCAGCUCGAUAAGUGGCUUGAGGAGGACGAUGGUAUCCAGCUCGCGCAGGACGGGGGCUCAGUAGCGAGCUCGGCUGGGGGGCUGCGCGGUGCACUUCCCGGGGCCAGGAACUCGACGGCGUUCAAGAGGGACGUCGACAAGCUGAAGGCGUUGUUGGCCAACCUGUAAGGCGAUGUCCAUACGAGGUCUGGCAGUGUAGGGAUGGAGCAGACAGUCGAGGCUUACGUUGAAUGAACGGCAUACAUAUAUUUGGACUCUACGAAGUACUACCUCCAAAGCAGUAGUUAGUGAUGGUCGCACAUUAGAAGCCCUGGUAGCUGGGAUUGACGUUCUUGUCCAAGCUGCUGCACUUGGAACGGGCUAUCAUAUAUCAUCGAUCAUCUGGUACUCUUGAGUAGCUAUCCAGACCCGGGACACGCUCA
Messenger RNA from Schizophyllum commune H4-8, 2989 nucleotides. RefSeq lists its product as uncharacterized. The transcript has 16 exons. The record is from RefSeq and is a predicted model, not a curated record. NCBI's taxonomy places the organism in Eukaryota, Fungi, Basidiomycota, Agaricomycetes, Agaricales, Schizophyllaceae. Gene Ontology annotation, molecular function: ubiquitin conjugating enzyme activity. The coding region runs from base 102 to 2735 and encodes 877 amino acids.